AUGAAUCAACACCCCACCUUCCCAACCUCGACACCACUAGAAUACUCCCUAUUCUCACCUUCCAAAGCCGCAGAACAGCAACGCUUAGCCAAAGAUUGGAACUACAUUCAUCAGUUUCUGCGGCAAAAGUAUCCUUCUCCACAAAAGGUGCCAAAGUUUGAGGAGAACGAGGAAACGCUAAAAGCUUUGCUGGCAUUGGCUGCAGCCAAUGAAAAAGCGGAUGAGGGAUGGAGCCAAUUGUGUAGUGUUGAGGAAUUGGUGCUAAGCGAGUUGGAACAAAAAGAGGAACCCCAAGACACAACAAACACCCUCACAACAUCCCUCCAAACCUCCCUCUCCGCAAACGGAACCACAGACCUCACAGCCCAAGCAACAACAGCAAUAACCCUCACCACCACAACAACCUCCGCCACAACCCUAGCAACCACCCUCCUCACCCUCUCAACAACCCUCUCUUCCCUUCGCAACCAACUCAGCGCUACCCAAACCCUCAAAACCAAUCUUCUAGCCCACCAAACCUCCUUGCAAACUGAACUCCAAACCCUGACAUCUCAAGCCUUCACAACUGAAUCCAACCUCCCCAAGAGAACCGCAGAAAUUUCUCGUCAGACCAAGGUGCUCAAAGCAAAAGUCAAAGAGUACGAUGAGCGGCUCCGCAAUGCAUCUGCCAGCGGUGCGGAAAUACCAGAAGCCCUGCUAGCCGAUGUGGAAGCCUCCAAAUCGAAUCUUCAGACCUUGAUGCAGAGGGUAAAGGAUGUCGAGCAGAGGAUUGAAGAGUUUGAGGGUGUGCCGCCAGAGGCCAGGGAGGUUAGGAGAGUGAUGCAGGAUUUACGAGCAGAGUUGGAGNGGUGGGUCAGGAGAAGGGAUGAGAAGUUCGAGGGUCUGGUUGGCGGUAGGAGAUGA
Messenger RNA from Aureobasidium vineae, 903 nucleotides. NCBI's taxonomy places the organism in Eukaryota, Fungi, Ascomycota, Dothideomycetes, Dothideales, Saccotheciaceae. The record is from the annotation of a GenBank genome assembly.